CGGAUAUUGGGGGAGGAGCCGGGUUUGUUGUGAGUGCGACACAAGCAGCUGGGCGGCCUGAGAGGACGGAGCGUUAGAGGGAUUUACCAUGGUGAAGAUCGCAUUCAGUUCGCCCUUCGCGGGCAAGGGGCCCGGUAAAGAUGUCGAGGCUUUGGUAGCCGAGAAGGAUCCUGAGGUGGCCACACAUGGAGCCGAUAACUCAACAGGCAGGUGUCUGCUCACACUCCUGGGGCUCGCGUUCAUCCUGGCAGGGCUCAUUGUCGGCGGUGCCUGCAUCUACAAGUACUUUAUGCCCAGGCACAAGUUUGAAGGAAAAAUGUCGUAUAUGGAGCUGAAUGAUCACUCUGAAGAACCCUAUUACCUGCCGGUGUCUGAGGAAGCGGAUAUCCGAGAGGAUGAAAAUGUUGCGUUUAUCACUGUCCCGGUGCCAAAUUUUGCGGAAGGGGACUCUGCGGCAAUCGUUCAUGACUUUGACAGACUCCUGACUGCCUACCUGGACCUGCAGCUCCAGAAGUGCUAUGUGAUUAAUAUGAACACCUCUGUGGUUAUGCCCCCAAGGAACCUGAUGGACCUCUUCAUGAAGCUAAAUACGUACCUGCCUCAGACCUACUUGGUCCGGGAAGAGCUGGUGGUGACCGAGCGAAUCGAUGAUGUCUCUGAUUUGGGCAUUUUCAUCUAUCGUCAAUGUGCCGGGCGAGAGACGUACAGACUGCAGAGAAGAGAUCAGAUCAUUGGUCUCCAGAAGCGUUCUGCUGAACAGUGCCGCAAAAUCACGCACUUCGAGAAUAAAUUUGUGAUGGAAACCACGAUCUGCGAGCAGUGAGCUCUCGGGGUCAGUUUCCCGUAACCACUAAGAAGUCCCACUUUCCCGACUUCUCAGUUACGAUGUGCAGUGAUAAUCAAAGCCUUUCCCACGAAGCGUUGCUGUGUGCUACUGCUCUUAGCUUUCCUACGGCCCUGGUGUGUAGCCGCACGGGGCGAAGUACAACCUCAGGAACUCAGUUGUGAGGAAUUUACUGGACCUGUCGUUUAAAUAAAAAAAUAUAUAUAUCUAUAAAUGUUCCGUUCAGAAAUAUUAAGUAAUGUUAUUAGAUGGUGGAUGCAAUAAAGUAGUAUUAUUUGCACAGUUUCUACAAACUUUAUCUUGGUAAUCUUUAGACUUUCUGACGUUGGUUUGACGCAUGUCAUUCUGUGCGCUACUACUGUACUCAGUUUAUUUGUAUAUCUGAAGGUUUUCCUAACUCUUUAACCUUAAAACUGAUUUCUUCCCCUGGUUUAAUUGCUCAAAGCUCUCCCCUUUGUUCCAUUCGGUGUCUGGCAAGUAUGUCCUAUAGACAAAACGCCACACCGAAUACCAAGGCGUGGCACUGAAGGUGUUAACCCGGCAUGUAUACUUGUGACACUAGAUGUAAAAUCUGGCUUCAGUUUGUGAUCAACAUUUCUCUAAUAAAUUUCUUUUUUCUGUGGAUUCUUCCUUUUAAAAUAA
Spea bombifrons (plains spadefoot toad) is the source of this 1486-nucleotide messenger RNA. It is a transcript of the gene ITM2A, whose product is annotated as integral membrane protein 2A. The record is from RefSeq and is a predicted model, not a curated record. The transcript has 6 exons. The coding region runs from base 89 to 823 and encodes 244 amino acids. Gene Ontology annotation, cellular component: Golgi apparatus; extracellular exosome; plasma membrane. NCBI's taxonomy places the organism in Eukaryota, Metazoa, Chordata, Amphibia, Anura, Pelobatidae. Gene Ontology annotation, biological process: negative regulation of amyloid precursor protein biosynthetic process. Gene Ontology annotation, molecular function: amyloid-beta binding.